GAGCUCACGAAACCUUGUUCGUGUCAGUUCGGAAACGUAACUCGAAGCAGCAACAGCAUAAGAAAUGGAUUAUUGAGCGCUGACACUAUUUAUAAAAUUUAAUUAAAUGCAUUUAAAUCUAUAUAAAGUACUAACCUAAAGUAUUGACGGACUCAAUUGUGAUAGCAUUGUGUGGCAUUGUAUUUGUUGAGAAUCAAACGUGGACGCAGAAGCUACCAGGGGAACGUGUGCUUGUCUAAAAGUGUGACUUUGUUACAUUUUCCGUUCAUUUUGUUCACGGAAAAUAAUCAAUAGUGACUGUGAAAGCGCUUUAUACUUUCUGUAACGUCGAAUCUCAGUGGAAAUACGAGGGAGACUUGAGUUUUUCAACAAAAAGAGAAAAGCCAUCAAGUUUCGUGGUGAGAGCGAAAGCAACUGCGGAGGAGGGACACCAGCUGAGAAGGAUCAACAACAAAGCCAGACCAGUGGAGAUAAGAGGAAAGAACAGCAGCAGCAAAAAUGGCAAAUGUGGUAACCAGCUCGCGGUAUACUUAUGGCCCCGCCGCCCACGAGGUAACAGCACCUGUGUUCGAUCAGGUGGACAACAACACAAACGCAACCCAACUCUUCAAGAACAACAUCUUCAACAACAUCAUGAACAACUUCAAUCGGGAGGAGGACCGUUUAAAAUCCUUCAUCAACUGGCCUCUGGACUGGCUGGACAAAUGCCAGUUGGCCCAAACGGGCAUGUACUACACCAACGUGGACGACAAAGUGAAAUGCUAUUUCUGUGGCGUAGAGAUCGGACGAUGGGAGCCCGAGGAUCAGCCCGUUCCGGAGCAUCAACGAUGGUCCCCAAACUGCCCGCUACUGCGUCGUCGCACCACCAACAAUGUACCGCUCAACGGCGAGGCGCUGGAUCGCGUCCUGCCACCCCUCAGCUACGAUAUCUGCGGCGCCAACGACGCAGCGACAGCCGGAGUGGAGCUCCGCGAACAUGCCUAUGCCGAGGGACGCAUCCCCAUGUCGCACAUGAUCCAGUCGAUCGGAGUAAACACGGCAAAUGGUUCGGUAUCCGUCGGGCCGACUCUCAGCUCGAUUGCCACCCAGGCGUCGACGGCCACCCAGGCCAACGGCGAUGUCCAGCCGGAGACGUGCCGGCCACCGGCUGCCAGUGGAAAUUAUUUUCCCGAGUAUCCGGAAUAUGCCGUCGAAGCGGCACGCCUGCGCACCUUCGAGGCGUGGCCGAGGAAUCUGAAACAAAAGCCCCCCCAGCUGGCCGAGGCGGGUUUCUUCUACACGGGAGUGGGCGAUCGCGUUCGCUGCUUCAGCUGCGGCGGUGGACUGAAGGACUGGGACGACAACGACGAGCCCUGGGAACAGCAUGCCCUCUGGCUGAGUCAGUGCCGGUUCGUCAAGCUGAUGAAGGGUCAGUUGUAUAUCGAUUCUUUGGCAGCCAAGCCAGUGGCGGCCGAGGAGAAGGAGGAUACUCCACCAGUUGCCGAUUCGGUGAGCAGCAGCAGCAGCAGUACAUCCACAACCGAAACAUCCGAGGAGGCAUCUUCCGGAUCGGGAGAUGUGGCACCAUCCACCGUAGCAUCAACGGCCGCCCGACGCAUCUUCGACAAGAUAGCGGAGUCGUCGUCCGCCGACGUUCCACCUGCCAGCAGCAACAGCGGAUCGCCAUCGAUACCCGAGGAGAAGAUGUGCAAGAUAUGUUACGGCGCCGAGUACAAUACGGCUUUUUUGCCGUGCGGCCAUGUGGUGGCGUGCGCCAAGUGCGCCUCAUCCGUUACCAAGUGCCCACUGUGCCGGAAACCCUUUACCGAUGUGAUGCGUGUAUAUUUUUCUUAAGGAACACCACCCAAUCCCAACCCCAACAUCCAAGUAGAACCACUCGAAUGAAUUCAUUUAAAUUGUGGUUCUUCCGGCGAUCGCAACGGCCAGCUGUUGGGCAGCCCUUCAGCUGGCCGUUGGAACAAUCCGUAGAUCGAAGCCUGGUAGUUAACGUAAGCCUCCCAUGUAAUAUUAGUGUAGUGCAGCGCUUGUAUGCGUUAUUUAUAAUAAAAACUAACAUAUUAACGAAA
Messenger RNA from Drosophila ananassae, 2066 nucleotides. It is a transcript of the gene Diap1, whose product is annotated as death-associated inhibitor of apoptosis 1. Gene Ontology annotation, cellular component: cytoplasm; nucleus. Gene Ontology annotation, biological process: positive regulation of protein ubiquitination; negative regulation of apoptotic process; regulation of cell cycle. The transcript has 2 exons. Gene Ontology annotation, molecular function: ubiquitin protein ligase activity; cysteine-type endopeptidase inhibitor activity involved in apoptotic process. The record is from RefSeq and is a predicted model, not a curated record. NCBI's taxonomy places the organism in Eukaryota, Metazoa, Arthropoda, Insecta, Diptera, Drosophilidae. The coding region runs from base 499 to 1833 and encodes 444 amino acids.